AUGGAAAGAUCAAAGAGAUACAUGAAUAUUGUAAAAAUGAUUGAACGGAAUAGAUAUGAAAAAUAUAGACUAAAACAAAUAACUGAUAAUAUAUAUAAGGGUAAAAUUAUUAAUAUAAAUAAUAUGAAAAAUAUACCAACAGAUAUAAGAAAAAAUUUAAAAAGUAUUUUUAGUGAAAAUAUAUUAAGUAUAAAACCAAUAAAAGAAGAUAAAUAUGAUAGAGCAUAUAAAAUAUUAUUUGAAUGUAAAGAUAAAGAAAAAAUUGAAGCAACCGCAUUAGAUUUUGGCUCUCAUACAUCUUUAUGUAUAUCAAGCCAAAUAGGUUGUUCAUUUGCUUGUAAAUUUUGUGCAACUGGACAAAUAGGAAUAAAACGCCAAUUAGAGUUAGAUGAAAUAACAGAUCAGCUAUUAUAUUUUCAAUCAAAAAAUGUUAAUAUUAAAAAUGUCUCAUUUAUGGGAAUGGGGGAACCACUAGCUAAUCCUAAUGUUUUUGAAGCAAUACGAUUUUUUAACAACUCUAAUUUUUUUUCUUUAUCUAGUAGACGAAUUAAUAUAUCUACAGUUGGACUUUUACCAGGGAUUAAAAAAUUAAAUGAAUUAUUCCCUCAAGUAAAUUUAUCUUUUUCUUUACAUUCCCCAUUUACUGAAGAAAGAAAUCAACUAGUACCCAUUAAUAAGUUAUUUCCAUUUCAUGAAGUUUUAGAUUUAUUAGAUGACAGAAUAGCAAAAACAAGUAGACGUGUAUGGAUAAGUUAUAUUCUUAUUAAGGAUGUAAACGAUUCUAUAGAUCAUGCUGAGGCUUUAUGUGAGCAUAUACUUAAAAGGCCUCCUUCUGUUAGAUAUUUAUACAAUGUCUGCUUAAUACCCUAUAACAAAGCCAAGAAUGUGUGUGAUGAAUUCCAGAGACUUGAUGAAGAAGAGAAAAUUCAUCAAUUCGAAAAAAUAUUGAGGAAGCAUAGAAUAUCUUUUUUCUAUAGAAAUUCUUUUGGAUAUGCAAUUGACGCAGCAUGUGGCCAACUAUUUGCAGACUAUGAGCCUAAAAAGACAAAGAAAAUUGAAAACCCCAAAAUGGCAUUAAUAGGAUAG
Plasmodium vinckei vinckei is the source of this 1086-nucleotide messenger RNA. RefSeq names its product radical SAM protein, putative. Gene Ontology annotation, biological process: rRNA base methylation; tRNA methylation. Bases 1 to 1086 code for a protein of 361 amino acids. The transcript has 5 exons. Lineage: Eukaryota; Apicomplexa; Aconoidasida; Haemosporida; Plasmodiidae. The record is from RefSeq and is a predicted model, not a curated record. Gene Ontology annotation, molecular function: iron-sulfur cluster binding; RNA methyltransferase activity.